AUGGGAAUAUGUAGUAAUAAUAAACCAACCGGAGAUAUUAAACUAAAUAUUUUUCUAAAAUCUCUGCUUUAUCACAACAACAUAAAUGAAUAGUUUACAGCCCCUAUUGGUACCAUCAAGGAUGAACCUUAAUUACAAGCAGAAUAUUUCAACAUAUAAAUUUGGAAUUAAUUUGAAGCCUUAAGAAAAGUUAGGGAGGAUUAGAAUUAGCUUUAUAACAUGCUUGCUUUCUUUGCAUUUAAACAGGUUAUCGAGAGAAAUGACUAGGUUUUGUUAUAAAAAAUGUAAGCGGUAUCCCAAUCUUUACAAUGGUAAGUGUAGGUAAAAGGAAAACAAAACAUAAGCAACAACAUGAAUUUGAAAAAUGAAUUCCUCAAUCUCCUGCAGAAGGUUGUUAAAGACAAUUAUCUUUUUGAAUUGUAUUAUUCUGAUAUUAAAAACAAUCGUAACUUCUAUGUGUUAUGUAUAAUAUUUUUUAGAAACUGGGCUUUUGAUAUUGCAUCAAAAUACAAAGCGAUACCUAGCAACUCAAAUGAAAUACAAAAAAUGUUAGAUUGGACUGUCCCAUUCAAUUUGACAGAUUAAAUACUAUUUGGAGAAAUAGUUCUAAAUAUGAACCUGAAAAUUAACAUAUUCGAUACAUAAACUAAAUCUCUAUAACAAUUUGGGACAGCAUAAAAUGAAAAUUAUAUUAUAAAAAAUAAAGAUCAAAUUUUCAUCGGCUUGCCCAAACAGUAUUUUAGCAGAGUCAAGCCUUCUGCCAUUAUUUAUCAAUUAUACAAGUACACAAAUUAGGCUAGAAAUGUGGCUGCAGAAAUGCAGAGAUUUGUUAGCGAAGAUUUAAAUUAAUAAGAAUUAAUUUAUGAAUAUUAAAUGACUCAAGAAAUGUUUUAAUAAAUCAAGCUUAGAGGAUUUAAAAGAGUGAGAGGAGAUGGGAACUGCUUUUACACAGCCUUCAUCUAUUAGUAUCUAUCAAUAGUAAUAACAAAGUUUGGAGAUUAAGACUUUAAACAAUUUGUAGAAAUUUUACAAAAAAUUGAUUUCAAUCUUACUCAUGAAACUAUAUAAAAUUUCCCAGUCGAAAUUAGAAAGGAUCUAAAGUAAAUAUUUCUAAGUUUUAUUUAUGAAAUAAUUGGGAGUAACAAUUAGAUUUAAGCCUUUGAAAAUGAGUUUUAAAAUACUAGAAGUAUCUUUUAUGCCUUAUCCAUAAUAUAUGCAAAAAAUUUAAUUCAUUAUUUUGUUGAGUAAAAUUACGAGUAUAAAGUAUUAUUGGGAGAGGAAGCAGAAGAAUAAAUUUAGCAAUGGGAACUUGAGACGGAUAACAUUUAAGUAUUGCUUGUGAUUUUAGCCAAUUGUUUAAAUCUUAUUCUCCAUUUCUAUUUCAUUGACGCUGAUAACAAAACAAUUGAUUUACAACUCUAUUAACAAUCUUAGAAUGAACUAACAAUCCCAAAAUAAAACGUGUAUUUACUAUUUUGCCCAGGACAUUAUUGUAUAGGAUUACCUAUAGAAAAAAAAUGA
Molecule: messenger RNA, 1521 nt
Organism: Paramecium tetraurelia
Lineage: Eukaryota; Ciliophora; Oligohymenophorea; Peniculida; Parameciidae
Exons: 3
Biological process (GO): protein K48-linked deubiquitination
Cellular component (GO): nucleus
Molecular function (GO): ubiquitin binding; cysteine-type deubiquitinase activity
Source: RefSeq, a predicted model, not a curated record